Messenger RNA from Rotaria sp. Silwood2, 2319 nucleotides. NCBI's taxonomy places the organism in Eukaryota, Metazoa, Rotifera, Eurotatoria, Philodinida, Philodinidae. The record is from the annotation of a GenBank genome assembly.
AUGACAAUAUCUGCUACAACACCUAGUAGAUAUUUAUUAGCAGCUGCACGUAUUGUUUUAACUCAUGACCAAUUUAAUAAUGGUUAUUUACCGGAUUUUCGUGGUGACAAAACUGGGCGUGUGCCAAUUCCUGAAGCAGCUGUUAUGAAAUUAAAAGAGGCUGUUCGUAAAAGAUUUAGCUUUAAAGAAGCAGAUAUAGAAAAUAUUUGGAAGUCAAUUCGAACAAGCCUCGUACAAAAGGUUACUGAUGUUCGCAAACGGCAAAGUGAAAAAAUUCAAAUACAAGAGCAACAACCAAUUCGUUCAGCUGAAGAACAAAUUGAAAUAGUUUCUAAUACAACUGUCAAUCAAACAGCGAAAUUAUGUGGUGCUUGUUACUCAUCGACGGCAGAUAGUAUUUGCUCAACAAUUCAAUGUAUUCAUGAAGAAAUGAAAAUUCCGUCAGAUGAUAUGGUGGAAAUUGUUCUCUUUGAUUUAAAUGAACAAAUGAAGCUAUUAAUCAAUAAAAAUCUAACUCUUCUUCAACAAUAUCAGAGUGAAGCAAGAACAAAAACAACAUUAGAUGCAAAUGAUAUUGUUUGCGGUGACAUUUAUCAAUCAAUAUUAAAUAUUAAUACAGAUUUUUUUGUAUCAGUUAUGAUUCAUAGUGACGGUAUGCCACUUUAUAAAUCAAAAAAUCGUAACGCAUGGCCAAUAUUAGGUGCUGUUCUUGAACUUCCACCUUAUGCACGUAACCGUGCUGAUAAUACACUUCUCCUGUCGCUUUGGAUAGGAAAAAAAAAGCCAGACUUCAGUAUUAUUUUUAAAAAAUUAUCUGAACAAUUAUCUUGCUUAAAAAAAACAGGUGUUGAAACAAUUAACAAUCAAAAUGUAACAAUCAUUUUUCCUAUGUUAAUGGGAGAUAUGCCUGCUUUGUCUAGUAUGGUCCAAUUUGUGGAACAUAAUGCCUUUUAUGCAUGUAUGUUCUGCAAUACAAAAGGGACCUAUAAUAACGAUGGGCAUUGUGUCAUUUUUCCUUUGGACAACGGUGCUGAAUUGAGAACGAGCGAGAAUUUCGAAAGAUGUGCUCGAUAUGCUGAUUCAAUGCAUGUCAGAGUAGAUCGAGAAAGAACAAUGGGUUUAAAAGGUAUAAGUGCUUUUUCCGAAAUUCUCGACGUUCCUUUACCACAUUCCGUUGUUAUUGAUCCAAUGCAUACAGUAUUUUUAUGUCAUUCUAAAAAACUUCUUAUUCAUUUACAAACAUUUAUUACAAAAGAAAAUCUUGAAAAAAUUCAUUUAAAACUUCGAUCAAUAAAUUAUAUUCAUGAUAUACUUCGUCGACCACGUUCAUUUACAAAUGUAAAAAAAUGGAAAGCAUCAGAAAUUCGAUUAUUUAUUUUAUACAUAGGAUUACCAAUUCUUGCUGAAUUCUUACCAGUCGAGAUUAUUGGAGAUUUAGCACUUUAUAAUGUUAUACUUCGUCUUUUACAUGAUCAUUGGGAUGAUGAUAAGAAAUUAUCCGACUCAAUUUCUUUUUUAUUGAAGCUUUACAUUGAAAAUUUGUUAAAGCAUAUCAAUGCUGGUUUAUAUCCAACAAAUUUACUUACUAUUUCAACUCAUACUCAUCUUCAUUUACCUUUACAAUGCAAAAAAUUCGGACGAUUAAAUUGGUUAACAAAUUUUGUUUUUGAAAGUUUUCUUGGUUUUUUGAAGGGAUUUGUUAAGGGUUCUUCUGGUGCUGGAAAUCAAAUCGCUUUUGCAUUUAUAUCAAAUUUUUAUCUUUCAAAAACAAAAGAAAAUGCCAGUCGUUCAUUUGGUCAUUUCUGCAUUAAUAAUGAUACUUUUGGUAGUAAUAUCCUAAAAGAAGCAAUAGAUGAAACAACAAGUCAUUUUUUGAAUGAAAAUGGAUAUAUUUCUUCGGACACAAUUUAUUUUUCUCGUCUUCACCAUCUUAAUAUUACCUAUCAUUCUUUUCUUUAUUCACGAAAAGGUUCAUCAUGUAGCUAUUUAGUUUCUUAUGAAAAAAAUGAUGUACUUAUGUAUGGUUAUAUUCUUUUUUUUCUUUCAACUGAUAGAAAUUGUUUAGCUGUAAUUCAAAAACUAUCUUGUGUUGAUUAUUCUUUAACUUCUUGUUUUUCAUCUUACAAGUAUAUAACUGCUAUCAAAGAUUUUAUUGACAAUGUAUAUAUUGUUGUUAAACGUGUACAACCUUCUAUGUCGAAACUUGAUCAAGUUGAUAUUUGUGAUAUUAAAUCUCUUCGUUCUCGUUGUUUUUCUGUUCCCUUUGGUAAUGAAUUUAUGAUUCUCACCAACUAUUCAUUUGCCUAUGAGCAUAAUUAA